GUUGCAGUUUCAGAUAUGUACGUACGAAAAUUUACAGAAAAUGGAGGGUUGUCCGAGGUCUUUAAUGUUAAAACUUGAACUAAAAGAAUCACACGUAACUUCUUUUGCCCCUGCUUUGAAACGAGUAAGUAUAAAACAACUUAAGCUAAAUAUGUGUACUUAAAAUGGCCCUGUUUGUGGGGCCUUUCAACAUAUAUGAACGAUUUUCUUGACUGUUUUUAACAGUAUGUACGUGAGUUUUAUCACGAAGAUGGGGAAACAUAUACUCAAGAAUGCACUCAACUUGAACAGCUUAGAACGGUAAUUAUUAUUUAUAAACUAUUUUGAAAUAUCUUGUUAUGUUCUGCUGUUUGAAACUGAUAAGAAAUUAUGUAAACUCGAAUGACAUAGUUUUGUAUUUUCUUGUUUUGUUUAUGGAAACAUAUUAACAUCUCUGUAUGGCUAUGUGUUUAGUCGAAGUUUAAAGUUUAAUCGAGUGAAUAAUAGUAAAAAUACUUCAAUUAAUCUAUGUUAUAGUACCUUUUUCAUAACUCAUUUAUAAUGUUCAGUGUUCCAACUUUGAUUGAAAUGAUUAAAUAUCUAUAUCUGCCUUGGAAAUAGUUUAUCAAUAUAAUUGUAUGAAAUAUGAAGAUAAUUGACAAAUUUUGACAGCACGAAUGUGUAUUGUAAACAACAAAACGUUAUGUUAUUCUAAUAAGAUUUUUGUGACUAUUGCUCUCAUUGUGUCGUUUGAUUGAUUGCUUGCUUGAUUGAUUGUUUUGGACCUUACUAUGUCAUACUCAGAAGCACAUCACAACUGGUAAACAUGUCCCAUUCGGCAGUUGUUGUCAUAUAUACUGAAUAUUUUAAUUUUUUGGCUAUAUCUACUGUAUAUAUAUUUUAAUUAGUUGAAUAUAUUUGCCGAGUAUUCUGUCCUGAGCAGUGAGGGCAAUAAGACUUAUAAUAGCUUGGCAGGUUGAUUGUCUGAUUUUAAAACAUAUACAUACUAUUUAACAAAUUGUAAGUGAUACGGUAAAUCGUCUUUGUUUAUCUGUUAGACACAGAGUAUUCUUAUUCUUUUGUUAUAAUAACGAUCAUAGGCAUUAGUUAAGCUAUUAAUAUCAAAAUAUACUGGCCAUGGCUUAAACUUUGAAAGUAAUAUUGGGUCAUUCCAGAAAACAUCCAUACCACCCCCACAGAGGAAAUAGGAAGUUAACCCCCCUACCCCCUUCGGAUGUCCUAAUACAUUUACUAUUAUCAGAAACAUUUUUUUCUCCCCUCUCCCUCCGGACGGCAGACAUUUCCUCCGUGGGGGGGUUGUCUGGAGCGACCCAUUCGAAACAUUAGUUCAGGGCUCGAAAUAACCGGCCGAUCAACGAUCAAUGAUCGGCAGGAAAUUGUUUUUGAUCGGUGAAGAAUCAACGUUGCCGUUCACCUUCGAUCGGCAAGAAAUAUAUUUGAGCAUUGUCUGAAAGACAUGCUUACCUGUACACGGUAAAAGACAAAUAAAAGUAAUAUAAAACACAUUUAAAAACACGCGAAAAGCUCUUGUAUAGUUGAUACGAGUCAUACGACAGGAAAGGCAGCAAUACUAUUCUCGCUCUAAAGUAAUUAAUUUACUUUUAUUAAAACAAAUUUACACGAAAUAUUGUCGUCUUUUCAACAGUACAGUCUGCAAUCCGAACCGCUGACGACGAACGUAUCUUUGUAUAAUAAUUUCAAAUUGAUAGGAUUUUUUGAGUAGGAUUUUUUAUUUUUAGUAGGAUUUUCUCUUUUAAUAUAAAAUAAUAAGUUUUAGUUCUUAAUUGAUAAUGCUGCUGUGUUUCUUGCUUUUGUGUGAAAAAAUGCAAUGGUAUAAUUAAAACUGUGUGUUAAACUAAAGUGUUAUAAUAAAAUAAAGUUUAUUAAGCACUAGUUAAAUAUAGUUACACUAUUAGUAGUGAAUAUAUAAGUCCACAAAUGUCAUAGAUUUAAACUUCAAUUUGAAAUAAAGUUAAACUUCAAAUGUGUAUUCAAUGCCCACGGCAUAUUUAGAAUUUUUUGAAGGAAAUGAGGGUAAAUGCUCCUGAUCGGCCACAUUUUUAUUUGAUCGGCAAAAAGUCCUCAUUGCCGAUCACCAUGAUCGGGAACGUUGCGAAGCUGUUUUCCGACCCCUAGGUUCUAUAAAGUUGUACCUUAAAGCUAAUUCAUAUUAUUUCUGAUGUGAAGAAAAUAUAUUUGUGACCAGCACUAUCCCAGUUUAUAGCAUGCUGACUAGCCUAGAGCGAUUCAUAUAACUGAAACUGAAGUGAGAUACACAAAAACAUUUAAAAAAAAGUUUUAAAAAAGUUUAAAAAGUUAGAUUUUCAAAAAAGUUAAAAUUUUUUAAAAAGUUAGGGUUAGUGGUUAGGGGAUAGUGGUUAGGGUUGGGAUUAGGGUUAGUGUUAGGGGUGAAUUAUGAUAAAUCCAAAAUGUGCUGCAAAUUUAUCAUAAUGAUAAAUUUGGAUGUGUUUAAGAAUUUACUCGUAUAGUCCAUUCCAAAGUGGAGCUCAUGCUGUUGAAAAACAGUGUAGUUGUGACAUAGUUAUCGAAAGAGUGUAUUGGCUAUUACAUUGCAAAUUUUCAAUUUGUAAUUGCUAUAAAAAUAAUUGUGUUUAUUUUUAUUAUUUAUAUUUUCCUACAGGCUGUGAUUAAACCAACUUAUGACAAUUCAGGAUGCAAUUUGUUACGGCGAUAUUAUGGACAGAUUUAUUUACUCAAAACACGAUUUGCUAUGGGUGAAGGAUCACCUGCCAGUGUUGAGUUUACUUGGUUGGUUGUACAUACAUUUAAUGAUAAAUAUAUCAAGUUUAUCUAG
Molecule: messenger RNA, 2815 nt
Organism: Paramuricea clavata
Lineage: Eukaryota; Metazoa; Cnidaria; Anthozoa; Malacalcyonacea; Plexauridae
Source: the annotation of a GenBank genome assembly